AUGCAGCUAACAAAAAAGGUUCGAUUUAUUUUCAUGAGGGAAACUACUCUACUCGUUGCUGAAAACUCUUCGACAGCCCACGACCGGUCUCGCCCUUCUUGGGGCUCAUCAGAUAGGCGCAGUCUCCGAGUUUCCGUCAACCUUAUGUUCUACUUGAACCCAAAUUGGACUGUUUUCGAGAAAUACACUAAUUUGCAAAUCAAUCUGGUUUCCACGAGAGUGGAUCUCUCGUCUAUGAUAUUGUCCGCAGCUGAGUUUGCUCGUAAUGACUUUCACAAUUCACUACCUUGUCAUUCUUUGACCGCCUUUGGCUCUCUUCCACACUUUACGUGGUUGUGCGAAAAGAACCCUUCGAGAAAGUCGGUCGACUGGCAUACGCAGCACGUGGCCAGGCCAGUGCAAACUAUGCAGUGUGAUCAACUCAUCGGAAAGAAAGAAAAGAAAGCGUUCAGCUGUGGCACCCUUUCGCUACCAUGCCACCCAAAGGUUGCACCGAGGGCUGGGAUACUGCCAGGUUGCCCAAGCCUAGACAGGGGAAGUCGAGUGGCGGAGGUCGGAUUCGAACCACAGACCUUCCGUUCAGUAAAUUCUCGCUCUAAUCACUUGGCCAUCUCAUCAAUCGAGGGUGAGUUAUCUCUUCCGAAUGCCGUUCAACGUACUUCAGCAUUGCUUAUCCGGCUAGUGGAACCUAAAGGAGAUGAGCACUUUUCGAGAAAUACAGAGUUGAACACUCUUUUCGAGAGAUACACUCAUUUGCAAAUCAACUUGGUUUUCAGAAAAGAAAGCGUUCAGCUGUGGCACCCUUUCGGUGCCUAG
Molecule: messenger RNA, 816 nt
Organism: Opisthorchis viverrini
Lineage: Eukaryota; Metazoa; Platyhelminthes; Trematoda; Opisthorchiida; Opisthorchiidae
Exons: 4
Coding region: 1-816 (271 amino acids)
Source: RefSeq, a predicted model, not a curated record